UAUUAUGUGAUUUCAGUUCUCUCUUUCAUUUUGUCACUUUUUUGCUUCUGCUGCUUUUCCAUUCCUUUCUUCACAUCUGCAACCAAAACAUGCAUUUUUGGUCUUGGUAAUGUAACCACCUUUUGUUUCUUUCACCAUUAUCACUUUUCUUGCUAAGCCAUUCCUUGGACUGGUUUAUUGACUUGUUACUCUCAAAAUCCUUCCGCUCACAUUUCCACCACAUGCAUAUCAAGCCCUCUUAAAAGGGUAUCUCUAAAGCUUUUGAUCAUUCUGGGUUACUCAAUUAUCCAGUGAAAGCUUAGAAAAUCACCACUUUUCACUUCAACCAAGUGUUGUGAAUUGUAUCUCUCUUUUCAAUCUUCACAUCUUCAACAAAAGCAAAAGAUCUUUCUUUUUUUGUUAAGAUGAUGUUUUCAGUGAUGAGAAUUCUUUGCUUGUUGCCUUUUCUGCUCACUUUGUGUCUGUCAAAAUCUCUGCUGGUGGGUGGUGAGUUGCAGGAACAAACUUUACUACCUUCCAUCAACCAAAAUCUCAGAGUUCCAGGCUGGAAUGCCAGCACCUCAGAUUACUGCUCCUGGAAAGGUGUCAUCUGUGGCAACCUCUCACUGGUGGAGAAGCUCACUCUCUCUAAUCAGAAUCUUGGAGGCAAUGUAAGUUCAAUUUCCAGGCUCAAAGCUUUGAAGUGGCUUGACCUUUCAAACAAUAACUUUCAAGGGAUGAUUCCAGCUGCUUUUGGAAAUUUAUCCCAUCUUGAAUAUCUUGACUUGUCUUCAAACAAGUUUGAAGGUUCAAUUCCACCACAAUUGGGAGGUCUCAAAAGCCUCAAAUCAUUGAACUUUUCCAAUAACAUGCUGGUGGGAGAGAUACCUAAGGAACUUCAAGGCCUUGAGACUUUACAGGAUUUUCAAAUUUUCAACAAUCAUCUGAGUGGUUCCAUACCCAACUGGGUUGAGCACUGGACCAAUCUGAGAGUUUUUGCUGCUUAUGAGAAUCAUUUCAAUGGAAGGAUUCCAGAUGCUCUGGGAUUCCUUUCUGAGCUUACAACACUGAACCUGCAUUCAAACCACCUUGAAGGUCCUAUACCAGGAAGCCUCUUUUCUGCAUGGAAGCUAGAAGUUCUGAUUCUCAGUCAGAACAACUUGAGUGGUGAAAUUCCGGAGGAAAUCGGGAACUGUCGAACUCUUGUCAGUGUUCGAAUUGGAAACAAUAAUCUACAAGGUAAUAUUCCUAAGAGUGUUGGAAACCUUACUAGCCUUGCUUACUUUGAAGCUGAUGAUAAUAAUCUUUCUGGUGAGUUAGUAUCAGAGUUUUCUCUGUGUUAUAAUCUCACCUUCUUGAACUUGGCUUCAAAUGGAUUUACUGGAAUAAUUUCACCAGAAUUUGGAAAGCUUAUGAACCUGCAGGUGUUGAUGCUUUCUGAAAAUCUCCUUCAUGGUGAUAUUCCAGAAUCGAUUCUUCAGAUCAGAAGUCUUGAGAUUCUUGACUUAAGCAAUAACAGGUUCAAUGGAACAAUACCAAACGGAAUCUGUGACAUCGCUCAGUUGCAGAAGCUGNCGAUAUUGAUAUCUCUCUUUUCAAUCUUCACAUCUUCAACAAAAGCAAAAGAUCUUUCUUUUUUUGUUAAGAUGAUGUUUUCAGUGAUGAGAAUUCUUUGCUUGUUGCCUUUUCUGCUCACUUUGUGUCUGUCAAAAUCUCUGCUGGUGGGUGGUGAGUUGCAGGAACAAACUUUACUACCUUCCAUCAACCAAAAUCUCAGAGUUCCAGGCUGGAAUGCCAGCACCUCAGAUUACUGCUCCUGGAAAGGUGUCAUCUGUGGCAACCUCUCACUGGUGGAGAAGCUCACUCUCUCUAAUCAGAAUCUUGGAGGCAAUGUAAGUUCAAUUUCCAGGCUCAAAGCUUUGAAGUGGCUUGACCUUUCAAACAAUAACUUUCAAGGGAUGAUUCCAGCUGCUUUUGGAAAUUUAUCCCAUCUUGAAUAUCUUGACUUGUCUUCAAACAAGUUUGAAGGUUCAAUUCCACCACAAUUGGGAGGUCUCAAAAGCCUCAAAUCAUUGAACUUUUCCAAUAACAUGCUGGUGGGAGAGAUACCUAAGGAACUUCAAGGCCUUGAGACUUUACAGGAUUUUCAAAUUUUCAACAAUCAUCUGAGUGGUUCCAUACCCAACUGGGUUGAGCACUGGACCAAUCUGAGAGUUUUUGCUGCUUAUGAGAAUCAUUUCAAUGGAAGGAUUCCAGAUGCUCUGGGAUUCCUUUCUGAGCUUACAACACUGAACCUGCAUUCAAACCACCUUGAAGGUCCUAUACCAGGAAGCCUCUUUUCUGCAUGGAAGCUAGAAGUUCUGAUUCUCAGUCAGAACAACUUGAGUGGUGAAAUUCCGGAGGAAAUCGGGAACUGUCGAACUCUUGUCAGUGUUCGAAUUGGAAACAAUAAUCUACAAGGUAAUAUUCCUAAGAGUGUUGGAAACCUUACUAGCCUUGCUUACUUUGAAGCUGAUGAUAAUAAUCUUUCUGGUGAGUUAGUAUCAGAGUUUUCUCUGUGUUAUAAUCUCACCUUCUUGAACUUGGCUUCAAAUGGAUUUACUGGAAAAAUUUCACCAGAAUUUGGAAAGCUUAUGAACCUGCAGGUGUUGAUGCUUUCUGAAAAUCUCCUUCAUGGUGAUAUUCCAGAAUCGAUUCUUCAGAUCAGAAGUCUUGAGAUUCUUGACUUAAGCAAUAACAGGUUCAAUGGAACAAUACCAAACGGAAUCUGUGACAUCGCUCAGUUGCAGAAGCUGCUGUUGGACAGGAAUUUCAUAAGAGGAGUGAUCCCUCAGGAAAUUGGAAGGUGUAGAGAACUUCUUGAAUUGAAAUUGGGGAGUAACAAUCUGACAGGAACUAUUCCCUCUCAGAUUGGUCACAUGCAUAACUUGGAGAUAGCCUUAAAUUUGAGCUACAACCAUCUUCAAGGACAAUUGCCCCCAGAAUUAGGAAGACUGAUCAAACUUGGUUCUCUGGAUAUUUCCAACAAUAAUCUCACAGGUAAUAUCCCUGAUACAUUUAUCGGGAUGGUGGGCUUGAUUGUCAUUAACAUGUCAAAUAAUCAGCUCAGUGGUAAAUUGCCAAAGUGUGCAUCAUUCCUGCAUAAUCCUGCUUCAAGUUAUUUGGGCAACAGAGGGCUUUGCGGGGAGCCAUUGAACAUUACAUGUGAAGAUAUUCGCUAUCGUUACAUAGCUGUGGAAAACAAUAAUAAAUUUACUUACGAAACCAUAAUGUAUAUACUUGGACCGUUUCUUCUGGCUUUUAUGUUAUUUGCUGCAGUUGUCUUGGUAAACAGAGUGUGUCAGAGGAAAGUAGAAAAAGUUCCUGAGAUAGAAUGUGGUGAAAGCAUUAAAGAAGCAUCUAUAAUAUCAGGAAAAGUUUUCGCUGACAAUCUAAGAGAAGAAGUAGACCUUGAAGCGGUUGCUAAAGCAACUCUUGAAGAAUCUAAUAAGCUUAGCAGUGGCACUUUCAGUGCACUUUACAAGGCAUUGAUGCCCUCUGGGGUAGUCUUACUUGUAAGGAAAAUAAUCCCUAUGGACAUGACAAUAAUGCAGCGGCAGAGCAAGAUCAUUUCAGAGCUUCACAGGCUUAUAAAACUAUCCCAUGAACAUGUAAUGAAACCCGUUGGAUAUGUGAUUUGUAGCGAUGCUGCUCUUCUCAUAUAUCAGUACAUAUCCUGUGGAACAUUGGCUCAACUUCUUCAUGAACCUGCAAUGCAACCUGAAUAUCAGCUCGAUUGGCCUGCUAGGUUCUCUAUUGCAAUGGGAAUAGCAAAAGGUUUGGUUUUCCUUCAUCAGAAGGCAAUUAUCCACCUUGACAUUUCUUCUAGCAAUAUUCUUCUAGAUGCAUAUUUAGGGCCACUGAUUGGGGACAUCGAAAUAUCAAAGUUCUUAGAUCAAACUAAAGGAAGUGCUAGUAUUGUCCCAUAUGUAGGUUCUUUUGGUUACGUUCCACCAGAAUAUGCAUACACAAUGCGAGUGACAGCAGCUGGAAAUAUUUAUAGCUUUGGUGUGAUACUGCUGGAGAUGGUAACUUCCAGAGCAGCAUUUGAUGAGGGUAAUGGAGAAGGUGUAGACUUGGUGAAGUGGGUUCGUGAAGCUGCAGCAAGAGGUGAAAGUCCAGAGCAGAUAAUGGAUGCAACGCUUAGCUCAGUGUGCGAUGAAUGGAGAAAAGAAAUGCUUGAUACUCUGAAAGUGGCCUUGUUCUGCACUCAAAUCAGGCCAAAAAACCGACCAAAUAUCAACAACGUUGUGGGAAUGCUUCGAGAAAUAAGGAACCAAAUUGAUUUCUGUGUCGAUUGA
Vigna umbellata (rice bean) is the source of this 4319-nucleotide messenger RNA. The record is from RefSeq and is a predicted model, not a curated record. Lineage: Eukaryota; Viridiplantae; Streptophyta; Magnoliopsida; Fabales; Fabaceae.